Molecule: messenger RNA, 1307 nt
Organism: Archocentrus centrarchus (flier cichlid)
Lineage: Eukaryota; Metazoa; Chordata; Actinopteri; Cichliformes; Cichlidae
Exons: 5
Coding region: 255-1085 (276 amino acids)
Source: RefSeq, a predicted model, not a curated record
GACUGAUAAAAUCUUGUGGCUGCAGUUGUGUAGCCUGUUCUCCUGACUGUGGCCGCACUUGGAUGUCUCCUAUCUGAGGCACCUGCUAACUAAUUAAUCUAGCAGCAUUCCUGACCAUCUUAUCUCGGCAUAUUUGCAGUAUUUCCAAGAAAAUUCUUUCACGCGCCAAAUAUCAUGGCACACAGGAGAAGACGACAACGUUCAUUUCCAGUUUUCUGUAUUCAGACAGCACUGAUAGACAUACAUCCAACAAUAUGGACCAGCUUACUUUGAAUUACAUGGAAAUGUGCAACAUGGAAUCCAGCACAGGCUCUGACUCCGAAAUCAGUCCAAGAUGGUCCGACACCAGUACUAUGGGAUGUGUGAGCAGUGCACCAGAGAGUGGGGCCUCAUGGCAGGCAUUGCCACUAACACACAAGCCUGCAGGAAGGCGUGGCUGUUAUUCUUUGUGUUUGGACCCGUAUGAUGGGAGCUCAGAGGAUUCUGACGGGUCCACUAUCAAUGCCAGUGUCUCCAGCAGGCAAACAAAGCAGCAGGCAAAAGGUGGUGGAAAAGCAGGAUGUCGACUCUUGGGCCAAACCAGGCGAUUUAUCUUUCAUCACUCUGCUUCUGUUGCCCUCAGAGAAGGGGUGCAGAAUGAGAAGAGAAACUGUCUGAGAGAGCAGCAAAAUCUUCUGGAUAUCCAGAUGAAAUGUGGAAGUGACUCCGACCGGUGCGCCUGUGAGCUCGACACUCUGCCCUCUCACAGUGACAGGGAUGCUUGUAAAACUCUUUCAGAAGAGAGGGGAACCGACUCAAUGACACACACCCAAACCAUGGACAUGGAAUUGCAGCUCGAUGAUUCAGGCUUACACAUCACAGGAUCCUCCACACUUCACCCACCUAAACCUCAAACCUCAGUGGAAGGGAGUUCAUCCCAGAUGCUGGGUUGCUCUUCUGAGAGAUCAUCCUGCUUGUGUAACUUUGGAUCUCUUCACAAGAGAAAGCUGAAUCUCCCUGGAGUAGAAGUGGUGGAAUUAGGACAAAGGAAGAAGCAGUGUGUCUCCAACAUGAAGGAAGAAGGAAACAAACGAUUCUGCAUCUAAACCAUGUUAGUUCUCUAACCACCGACUGACAGACUGAACCCACAUUAAAUACUCUAAAAGAUUUAAGGUGGACUGAAAUACUGUAAAUAGUUAUUUGAAAUUGCACUUUCUUUACUCAUAAAUAGUUAAGUUCGAGCAACUCCUGAUGGCAUUCAGCAGCUACCGCUUGCCUGAAAUUUAGCCAAAGGUGACUCAUUAAACUCUAAUUUUUGUCCAAAUGAG